Prosopis cineraria is the source of this 1040-nucleotide messenger RNA. RefSeq lists its product as uncharacterized. The transcript is spliced from 3 exons. The coding region runs from base 31 to 756 and encodes 241 amino acids. Lineage: Eukaryota; Viridiplantae; Streptophyta; Magnoliopsida; Fabales; Fabaceae. The record is from RefSeq and is a predicted model, not a curated record.
UAGUGAUCCUGAUGCCGAAGAGAAGGUGCAAUGGAGAACGGGGGGGAAAUUUCUUCCAAAGAAGAUGUCAUUGCAAAGUUGAAAGAUGACGGUGACUUUGACAGGCUACGUUUGAAGAUCGUUCGUAAGCUCAAGGACAAUGAAGAAUUGCGAGAACGCAUUAUUUCAAUUGUGAGGCAAUCGGCGGUGCUUAAUCGUGACGGAGCAGAGAAUAUGAAACCCAGACAACUUUCUGAUGCCAUAUACGAGGAAGUUGGGGAUAACGUAAUGAGCCAGAUAUCCAAUAGUUUGUGGCAAAUAAUCAGAUCAGAUGAUGAUGGCAUGAAAAGUGAAAUCACAGAAACAGUGCAAUCUGUUUACGAUAAACUGGUGAAUCCAAAAGGGAAGGAUGAGAUCCAGUUACCCACCCCUGGUGUGAUGCCAUUUCAGACGCAAGUUGAUAUCGCUCCGGCUGCUGAAAUGGGCGAGACAUUGCAUGAAAAUGAGCCGAAUGAACCACCCGGUUUCGCUCUUUCACGUAAUCAUCUGAAUAACAACUACGACAACCAGAAUAGGGGAAGGGAGCAAGUUAAUGUGAAUAAUGGCGACGAAGGAUCUAAUGCGGAGCGGAGGGAAGAGCGCCACCCGUCACAGGAGACGCGUGGUGCAGAAGACGUCAGUGAUGAUGGGCCACCUGGAUUUUCAACAGAGGCGGAGCACCUCCCAUCAUCUGAUUGUGGUGAUGAGGACCCUGAUGUGCCUCCUGGUUUUGGUUGAUGAAUUGCCUUGUUGGAAAACAUGGUUAUGGCUGAAAAUUUCUGAUUUCAGUUUUUCUGCCAUCAGUUUUGAAGCCGUCCUCAAAAAAUGGGCACUCAGGAGGUCUCAUCCUCAAAAUGGAUCCCUGAAAGUACUUCCCCCUGGAAUCAUGAAAGAGAUGAAGAGGGAGAAGCUAGACAGUUACUUUUUUGGUUGUAACGCUUUCUCUUUUAUUAUUUCACACGAAACCUUACUUCAGAAAUAUUGUUCAUUUGCUUCCCACAUUAAUGAAAGCUAAUUUCACA